AUGAAGAAGUUUUUGAUGAGACUUGCCCAGCAAAUGGUUAGAAAAAUGCCUCGACCGGAUCGAGACGUCCUGAAAGAGCAGGAUAUAAAGACUAUCGACAUAAAAGACUAUCGUAAAAAGGGAAAACAACCUACCCAAGACAUUGUAAAAGGGAAAACCACCCAAGGCAUAAAGACUAUCGAAUGCUAUGACUAUCAACUAAUCAACAAAAUCAACAACAUGGACGACUCCAACAUGGACGACUCCAAACUGGACGACUCCAACCUGGCAGAAACAGAAAAAGAAUUUUUCAACAACAACUCCUGGAAGUUAAUAAAUUUUAUCUCAUUUCUUGAGAAACGUCAAGAAGUGGAUAAAAGAAUCCACCACCAGUGGAAGUGUGCACUGUACCGCAUAAUAACCGGUGCCAGUGCAAAUAAGUCAAAGUCAAGAGCCAAAAUUUUGUAA
Molecule: messenger RNA, 447 nt
Organism: Paraglomus brasilianum
Lineage: Eukaryota; Fungi; Glomeromycota; Glomeromycetes; Paraglomerales; Paraglomeraceae
Source: the annotation of a GenBank genome assembly